Cryphonectria parasitica EP155 is the source of this 1194-nucleotide messenger RNA. RefSeq lists its product as uncharacterized. The coding region runs from base 1 to 1194 and encodes 397 amino acids. Lineage: Eukaryota; Fungi; Ascomycota; Sordariomycetes; Diaporthales; Cryphonectriaceae. The record is from RefSeq and is a predicted model, not a curated record. The transcript is spliced from 3 exons.
AUGUCGAGCACACGCAUUAUCAAACCCCUUGGCCAGUCUGAGAAGCUCAAGCUGCCUGACCACCAGCAAGCUACUGGUGACAGUGACCUGGCCAACACUUUUUUCAAAAUGUGCCUAACUGUCUCUGAUCCAGACAUCAUCAUGGAUUUGGUCGACUGCACUGUGACGGAGGGUGGCAAUCGUCCCAAGCAAUACAAGCUCCCCAGUAUCGGCGGUGGCUUUGAUGCUGUUAACAACACCGUUCGUUGUCACUUGGACACUUCUCCCACAGCUCUUUACGCUACGUUCCGCCAACACGUUCAUGCCAGCGACGCUGCUGCCGCUGAUGUCCAAGUCAAAUCCAUCGAUGAAUACGGCUCUCCUGCCAUCAUCACUGAGGAUCCUGCCGACUGCCCCCUGACGUCCAAAGUCAGGGCCACUGAGUGCAACGCUGGCUUGUUCAAUUGGAUUCCUGCCGAGCUCCGCCUCCAAAUCUAUGGCUACCUCUUCGUGAACCCCCAUGUCACACUCGAGGUUGAGGACUUCCACUACCGUGGACGCGACAAGACGAGCAAGCCCAGGAUCCUCAACACGGUCCACCAUGACGGCGUCUACAAUUUGCUGGCCACGUGCCGCGCCAUACACAACGACGCCCUGCCCUCGUACUGGCAGGGGGUCACCCUAACCUGCCAGGGCAAGAGCGGCGUCUGCUACCUGGACGAAUUCGUGGAUGCGAUCCCUCCUAUCAUCUUGAACAAUGUCAAACACCUGCGCAACGUCAACCUUCCUCACAUCAAGUCCCGGCGGCUCAGGGGUCACCCCGAGCUCACCGCUCAUGCCCUCCUGCAGCGCUUCAAGAAGGGCAUCAAGACUUGUGAGAUUGUCAUAUCUCACUCAGACGGAAGGGGCAAGCUCGGCAAACACACCCAGAAGACGAUCCAUGGCAUGCGAGAGACCGGUGUCUUCUUCACGCGCGCCCUCCAGGAGCCCCGUAAAUGGCUCAAUGAGGCCUAUGGCCUUCCCAAGGGCUGUCAGACUCACUUCCUCUCCCAGCGUGUGGACACCAGCAACAAGUAUUUCCCUGUAUGGCGAGCGGUCACGUUUCUCAGCUACACCCGGGGCACUUUUGUGAAGCAGCUCUACAGAGGCCACCCACCCGAGCCAAUCGACUUGGAGCAGGGCUUUCGGAGUGCCAUGAACCUUCGACCGAUCUAG